Hydractinia symbiolongicarpus is the source of this 5214-nucleotide messenger RNA. Its product is annotated as adenylate kinase 9-like. Lineage: Eukaryota; Metazoa; Cnidaria; Hydrozoa; Anthoathecata; Hydractiniidae. The transcript has 31 exons. The coding region runs from base 70 to 5133 and encodes 1687 amino acids. Gene Ontology annotation, molecular function: ATP binding; AMP kinase activity. Gene Ontology annotation, biological process: nucleobase-containing compound metabolic process. Gene Ontology annotation, cellular component: mitochondrion; cytoplasm. The record is from RefSeq and is a predicted model, not a curated record.
AAAUUAAAAUUUUGUUUUUUAGAUAUAUGUAUGUUUAAUAUAAGAAUGUAGGGACAUCUAACUUAAACUAUGGACAUUGACCCCUUCAAUGAAGACGAGGCAGACAGACUAUUCUUACUGUCAAAACCAACAUGUUUUGUUGUGUUUGGAAAGCCUGGGUCUGGAAAAAGUACAUUAGCACGAAAAUUUGCAAGAGUGUGGAAAUGUGUUUUGGUAACCAUUCCAGACGCAAUACAAAGUGCCAUAGAGUGUGAAACAGAAAAUGGGAAAAAGGCACAAGAAUAUUUGUUUAAAGGGGAAGCAGUCCCUGAAUCGCUAAUUUUGGAGAUCUUAAUUGAAAAAUUAAAUUCUCCAGAGGUGAUGCAUCGAGGUUACAUAUUAAAAGGAUUUCCAAUGCUUUCAACUAACGGUACAUCCAUUGAAGAACAAUUGAAUAUGUUAAAGACUCUACCAAUGCCUCCAGAUUAUAUCAUUAAUUUAAAGAUUGCAGAUAACGACCUGAUGAAACGUAUUGUGGGAGUUAAAGUUGAUCCUGUAACAAACAAUUUGUACACAAAGGAAUUUUAUGAGAAAGAAUUUAUAGAAACUGCUGCACAAGAAACUAAAGAAGAUGGAGAUGAGAAUGAGGAGGGUGAUGAAGAGGAAGGAAGUGAUGUGGAUGAUGAAGAAUCUUCUGAAGAAGAGGAACUGCUUGAAGAUCUUGAUAGAGAAGAACAAACAAAAGAACUUUUCGAGAGAUUAGUUGUCCGAAAAGAUGAACUUUCAGAAAAUUUGUCAAAAAAUUUAAAAAAUUACAGAAAGCUCAUGCUGAAAAAAUUUGAGGACUAUAUUGCCGAAAAUGACCAACAAAAAGUUAUAGAACUGGAUGCUAACCUUCCUGCAAAAAUUUUGUACAAGAACCUGAUAGAAAAAUUAGAUGUUUCUGUGCUGGCUCGUGCUGUGGUGCCACAACGUCUUCAGGGUGGGGAAGACCAAGAAGAGAUUCCAGAAGACAUGGACACAGAAGAUAUACUUCGAAGUUUAGCGGUAUCGGAGAUGAUAGCACCUGGCUUUCGUUGGCGUAGAAGCAGAUGGAAUCGACUCUGUCCUGUUGCAUUAUAUGAAGGAGAAUGUAUUUCGGGAAGUCCAGAAUUUGCUGUCAGUUUUUUAGAUAAGAUGUACCUGCUGUCUUCUGUUGAAGCCUUGAAUAAGUUCAUGAAAAAUCCCAGACCAUAUGUUCUUCCACCACAGCCUACACCUCCCUGUAAACUGAUGGUUCUUGGUGCUCCGUUAUCUGGAGUAACAACUUUGUGCAAAAAACUUGCAGAUAAAUUUGGUGGCAAGGUUUUCAACAUGGAAGAGUUAAUAGCACCACGCAGGAAAGAAGUUGAAGAACAGCUAAUAAAAGACAAACAUUCACAACUGCUUGCUGAUUGCAUUGCUAAAGUAAAAGCAGACAGAGAAGCUGAAACGCUUGCUCGUAAAGUAUCAGUCAGUGAUAAUGAAGAGGAUUUUGAAAAUAAUGGUGAAGAAACUGAAAGUAAGAAAGAGGAAGAAGAAGAAACCGGUGAAAUUAUCGAGCAGGAUAUUGAUGAAAAUCAUCCUAUGGUAUUGGAUUUGAUGGCUAAAAGUACAACUAAUAUAGAAGAACCCAACAUUUCUGCUGGUGACUAUGUGGAUUGUUUAGAACAAGCUCUUCUAAAAAUGUACGAGGGGACGGAAAAAGGACCAAGUGCUGGUGGCUGGAUUUUGGAUAACUUUCCAAACACAAGGGAACAGUUUAACAUGAUGGUUGAUAGGGGCAUUGUUCCUGAUGAUGUUUUUGUCUUCAGAGAUGCGAGCAAUAAUGAAAUCCUUAUUAAUCGAUGGAUUGAAAAAAACAAUGCUGAUACAUCAACAAAAGAGGGUACUGAAUUGUUGCAAAAGUACCAAGAUUCUUUGACCAACUUUGAUCGUAACUGGACAAGCUUGCAGUCGACAAUGCUAAAUGCAAACAGCAUUGAACCAUUAAUUAUACAAUGCAAGCGCAAUGAAGAAGAAGCAUUUACUGUUGCUGCCAAUAAAAUGGAAGGUGUAUUCCAGUAUCAUGGUUGGGAAUAUACUGGUAUGGAUCAAGAUGAAGAAGAGGAAGACCUUGCUGCUCUUGAAGGAGAAGAAGAUGAAGAUGAAGACGAAGACGAAGAUCCAAACAAGAAGAAACCCUUUGGUGAAACACGCCAUUUUUGUCCCGUUAUGUUAAAGGAGCAAAAUGUGUUAUGGCCUGGGUCUUCUGACUGUGCUGUCAAAUACAGGGAAAAGAUUUACUUUUUAUCAAACGCUGAAGCCAGGGAAACUUUUCUGCAAGAUCCGGAAACGUUUCUUCCUCAGUCAAAACCGUUGAAGCCACCCCCUGUUAGAUUAUUACUUUUGGGUCCAAAAGGUUCUGGAAAAACUCUUCAUGGCAAACUUCUUGCGAAGAAGUUCGGAGUUUUCCACAUAUCGUUUAAAGAUCGCUUACAAGAACUAAUCAUUCACAAAACUAUGAAAAAAAUAGGUCCAGAAUUCGAAAAUAAAGUAACAUUGACCGAUUCAAAUGCUGAAGAAGAUGAAUCAGAUGCUUCGAAUCCAGCUGAAGACGAUACAGGAGAAGAAGAAGAGGAGGCAAUUGAAGAUACACUCACAGAGUUUGAAGAGAACAUUAGAAAUAAUAUACUGGAGAAUGAGCCCCUUAGCAAUGAAACGCUGGAUGAAAUCUUGAUGCCAUGGUGGAAGGAAGAACCAUACAGGACUUAUGGUUUUAUAUUGGAAGGUUUUCCACGUACCGCCGAAGAAGCGAGAUAUCUGGCGGGUACUGGUUUGUUUCCUGAUGUUACAAUUUCGCUGAAUGUGUCAAGUGAGGAUGUGUGUAAUCGGUUGAUGCCACCUUUGCUUGACAAGUGGAUAAUUGAACGCGAUAAAAGUCGUGUGGAGAAAGAAAAGAAGAAGGAGGAAAAACUAAAGAAAAGGGAAGAAGAAAGAAGAAGAAGAAAAGAGGAGAAAAUACUCGAAAAAGAAGAAAGAUUAGCGGAAAAAGCUGCAGCUGUUCGAGCGUCAGGAGAGGACGAAGAAGAAGAAGGUGCAGAAGAAGAGGAAGAAGGAGAAGUUGACAUUGAUGAAAUGAUUGAGUUGGAGAUGUACGAGGAGUUUGGUGAUAUCGAAGAAGAUGAGGAAGAAGAAGAAACACAAGAGGAAGCGGUGGAAAGAAUAAAUAUGGACCUCGCGGAAAAAUGUGACGAGCAAAUGUUGGAAAUUGAAAAUGUUUUGGAGACUAUAGAUGAUUUUACCAUUCCGAGGGUAGAUGUAGAAGCUGGAAGGAAACCACACAUCACGCAGUAUAUUCUUAUGAAGACAUUGAAACAACAAGUUCAGUUUAGAUCGAGCUUGUUUGACAAAUGUCAAAGUAUUACUUUAAGUUUGGCUAAAAAAUUGCUUAACAGUGGAUACAAGUUACCUAGCAGAUUUGGACGUUGGUGCCCUGUGAGGUUAUAUGAAGGUGAUGUCAUCGCUCCGUAUGUGUCAAAAGAAAAGCUUAGCUACCCUGUCGUGUAUCGCAAACAUAUUUACUAUUUAUCGAACGAAGAGAAUAAAGAAAGGUUCAUGCAGUCACCUCAACUUUUCCUGCAGCAAGCGUCACCGAAACCGCUGGUUCCAAUUAAAUUGGCUAUCAUAGGACCUCCGAAAUCAGGAAAGACAUCGUUGGCCAACCGGUUUGUUCAAGAACAUGGUGUAGCCCGAUUGUCAAUUGGUGAAGCUAUUCGAAAGAUACUCCAAUCACAUCCUAAUUCUGAGCUUGUUGAAGAAAUUAAAGAGCAUCUAUUCAAAGGCAUGGUAGUUCCAGAUGAAUUAGCAAUUGAAGCAUUAGAACUUUGUUUGCUGGAUACGCAAUGUGUUACGAGAGGAUUUGUGUUAGAUGGUUAUCCAGUCACCUCAAAACAAAUGGAGUUGUUAAGAGAACACAGCAUCAUACCUCACAAAGUAAUUGAACUCAGCAUACCUGACCACGUGAUCAUGCAGCGUGGUGCAGCAGAUAGAAAGUCACCAUCCAGGGUCUAUCCUCUUCAUGACAGUUUAACCAUUCUAGCCAUACGUGUUGCAUGCCAUCGAAAAGCGAGCAAAAAAAUACGCGAGUUUUAUGACAAUCAGUACAAGAAUUUAGUUACUGUGGAUGGUUUGAAAUCAAAAUGGUGGAUAUACUCGCAUUCUUUGGAAAAGGUUCAGCUCACAGUAUCUCAUAUUCAGUCCUACAUCGAGAAUACAGCCCAAGGAAAGGCUGCAUCCAUAAGCUGCAUGUGCGUGACGCCAAAAGAAUUUAAUGCUCGUCUUGAUAAAACAGGAGAAUACUGUCCCGUCAGCCUUGCUCGAGACGGUCAGCUGGUCGACUGUAGCAAAGACAAGUCGAACAAUUUAGUGGCUGAAUUCGAAGGAAAGUACUAUAAAUUCUCCUCUCAAAAAAACCUGAAUGAGUUUUUAAAUUGUCCAUCGAAGUAUGUGCCACCAUUGGCUCCACAUACGCUGCCAGAGAACCUACCUACAAGAAGAUCAGCUGUCUACGUGAAAAACAUGUUUCCAGUGCAAAUCGAAAUGAAAGGUUAUUGUCCUGUGACAUACUUGAAUGGGAAGUUGAGAUAUGAAGCAUUAAUACCAGGUGAGGCGGACUUGAUUGUUGAGUACAAGCAGAAGUUUUAUUCCUUGUGUUCUGAAGAGUGUUUGGAACAAAUGAUGAGAUACCCUGAAAAGUACGCUUCGCUAACGCUACCAGUAAAGCUACCACCAAAGAGGGAACCAUUGCUUGUUUCUGCGUUACCAAUGCUUGGAUAUAUGGAGCAAACUGUCUCAACUGGGAUCAUAAAAGCUCUCACUGCAGUGGGCUGUUUAAAGCCAAAAUAUCCUUUUCUUUCCGCGAAACGGUCAGCGCUGUUAUACAUGGCUUAUCAUUUGAAAGCUUUCAACCCUAACGCAAACGAGUAUGUCCGAAAGAAAUACAAGAAAAAGUUGCAAGUGUUCGAAGACGAUUGUAAUCUCAUCAGCUAUCUUAGCAAGAAUAUGAGACGCAAAUAUAUCGAGCCUGAAGAUAGACCGAUUGAUUUUGAUCACAAGCUUUUAUCAUUUAAAACCAUGAAGAGUGUCCAAGCGUAAAAGUUGUAAAUAUGGCACAAAACUAUUUUUUCAUGAAAUUUCAGUAUAUUGAAUUUUAAAAACGUUAAUAUAUUUGUUAAA